Molecule: messenger RNA, 2899 nt
Organism: Acanthopagrus latus (yellowfin seabream)
Lineage: Eukaryota; Metazoa; Chordata; Actinopteri; Spariformes; Sparidae
Product: UDP-glucuronosyltransferase 2C1-like
Exons: 3
Coding region: 1063-2655 (530 amino acids)
Molecular function (GO): UDP-glycosyltransferase activity
Source: RefSeq, a predicted model, not a curated record
UACUACAUCACGAAUAUUUUGGUACACACACUGAAUACCGAUUUCAAAGAAAUGUGCUCGCAGUUUUUUUUAGAGUACACUAAUGUAAUAAGCCAUGCUUUGUAUCAAGUUAGGGGGAAAACAACUCAUUAAAUAAUAUGGACUUUAUAGACGGUUAGCAAAGCCAGUUAUACCAUAAAAAACGUUAGUUCACAGUAAGUAAUUUGUUUGAAAUUAGGCAAAAACUCGACAUAACACGUGACAUGAAAGAAAGUCUCAUAACGGUAUAAUAGGUGGGAAGAAAACUUGUUUAAUUUUGCUGUACAGUUUUCUUGUAAUAUUUUACAAAUUGCCCUCCAAGACAGUCUGAUAAAGUGCUAACUCAAAGCUCUCAAGUCUCACGCAUUUCAACCCGCUCACACGCCACACCUUGUUUUUCUUGUGCCGAGAAAUUUCCAUGAUACUGCCCACCAAGUUUUUACAACAGUGGAACAGGUAGGAAUCAAGUGGGUUCCCCGUAGACGUCAGAAGUCGCCUGUCACGUACCAGCAAAUAAAAAAAAAAGAUCAUAUCUAACCAUCAGCCAAUCAAAAAAUAGCAUUGCUUUAUCCAGGUAAGAUUUAGCUAUGAAGGUUCAGACGCUCCAUGAGGUAGCUACAGAAGGGGACACCUGUUGCAUCGAUUCACAUCUAGCUACAGACUGAUCGACAUGGGAGAAGACCAUAUCCUGUGAGUACAUUCUCCGUCUGGUAGGAGAAAAGCUUUACCACCAGAGUGACCCUCAACAGGCUCCUUGAGGCUGGAGGCAUCGUACCUCAGGAGGUGCAGCCAGGCCUCAAAACCUGCCACCAACACCUACAAUAAACAACACUAACCAUUAUAUCUAUCUCUCUCUCACUCACACACACACUCACACACACACAUACAUGCACUACAAUAUGUUAAAUAAAUAUUUUUAUUUGUACGAAUUUAUGUGUCAUUUAUGAGAUCAGAUCCCCGUCCCCACCCCUGCUGCUGCCGCCAAAGUCUCACUCUGAACUCAGUUCAAAACUUGACAGCCCGUGAUUCAUUAUUUGGGUAAAGAUGCCUCCACAUAGAAAUGUCACUUUUCUUCUCUUCUUUUCUAUCUUGCUCUUGUUUUGGAGAAUUUGUCAUGGAGGUAAGAUUCUGGUUGUCCCUGCUGAGGGAAGCCACUGGGUGAACAUGGACAUCUUGAUCAAAGCCCUCCACUCUCGAGGACACUCUGUCGAUGUGGUACGAGCCAAUAAAAGCUGGUACAUCAAGGACGACUCUCCGCACUACAAGACAAUCACAGUUCCCGUCACUGAAGCCUUUAAUCAUGACUUUGUGAACCCGAUCCUGAAAAGGAUGAUUGACAUAGAGAGGGGUAAAACUUCACUUUUGACCAUUGCCGGUUUGCUUUCUGAGCUUUCUUAUACAAUGAUUAACUUACAGAGAAUAAUGUGCAAAAUGGCGACCAUCAUUUUUGAAGAUAAAGACUUAAUGAAUAGUUUAAAGGAGAGUGAGUAUGAUCUGGUCCUUACUGACCCAAUGAUUGGGGUUGGUAUAAUGUUGGCUCAUGCUCUUAAACUACCUCUGGUCUAUAACGUGCGGUGGGUAACUAGCGGAGAGGGGCAUUUGGCUGUUGCACCGUCUCCUUUAUCUUAUAUUCCAAUGACUGGCUCCAAACUGUCAGACAAAAUGACUUUCAUGCAGAGAGUCUUAAAUCAAAUGGUCUAUGUCAUUUGGAAAGUUCAGGAUGCAUUAUUAGUCGACCCUCAGUAUCAAGCAGUUUGUGACAAGUUCUUUGGCCCAGAAGUCAGAUAUAGUGACCUUCUGAGGGGAGCAGAUCUGUGGCUCAUGAGAGUGGACUUUGUGUUUGAGUUCCCUCGUCCCACCAUGCCUAAUGUUGUGUACAUGGGAGGGUUCCAGUGUAAACCUGCUGAACCUUUACCUGAACACCUGGAGGAGUUUGUGCAGAGUUCAGGAGAACAUGGAGUCAUCUUCAUGUCCAUGGGGACUUUUGUGAGUGAACUUCCUGCUGACUUGACAAAUGAGAUGGCUGCAGCUUUUGCCAGAUUGCCUCAGAAAGUCAUCUGGAGGCAUACAGGUGACAGACCAGCCAGUCUGGGCAACAACACUUUACUAGUUGACUGGAUGCCACAGAAUGAUCUUUUAGGACAUCCAAAGAUGAAGUUAUUUGUGGCCCAUGGAGGAACAAAUGGACUUCUAGAGGCUAUUUAUCACGGAGUCCCAGUUUUGGGUCUGCCCUUGUUUUCUGACCAGUACGACAACCUGCUGCGUCUGAAAGAAAGAGGAGGAGCUAAGAUUCUCACCCUCAACGCAGUGGACAAAGACGACAACUUCCUGAAGGCCAUACAGGAAGUCCUGAAUGAGCCCUCGUACAGGAUGAACAUGCAGAGACUGUCCAGGCUGCACAGAGACACACCGAUUAAGCCGAUGGAUACCGCCCUCUUCUGGAUAGAGUUCGUCAUGAGACACAAAGGUGCAGCUCACCUGAGAACAGAGUCCUACAGGCUGCCCUGGUAUUCCUACCACUCUGUGGAUGUAGUUCUGUUCCUGGCCGGAGCUGUGCUGCUCAUGCUUUGUACCAUUUUCCUCUCAAUCCGGUGUUUAUACACUACAAUGUGUAAACGUAAAGCCAAACGUGACUAAUCAUUCAAUCAUUUAAUGUGCAUCUUUUACAUUAAAAGAAUAAAAAUCCACUGUCAAUAUAUGGAUGAAUUUUGAUAACCUUGAGAAUUAUAUACUAUUUGUCUUAAGUGUCCACUCUGUGGAUGUAGUUCUGUCUUUUUUGGCGACCAUUGCAAUGAUUACUUUUCCCUCUUUGUUCAUAAGAUGUGUAUGUCUUGAGAAAUGUUUGAAAAGAAAACUUAAUAAAAAAUGACAAGGCUCUGUU